ACGGAGGGGAUAAAGCAACACUCCCUUCCGGUGUAGUGGCACAGCAGAAGCGACGAGAGAAGAAAGAGUCGUUUGUGGGGGUUGUGUUUCAGGGAACAUUCGGGGACAUCUUUGAGGGAAGGGGUCACCACAGCCUGCACUGUCCCUUCCUCCCCGGGAUGACUCGGCACGGCAAGAAUUGCACAGCGGGGGCCGUAUACACCUAUCACGAGAAGAAGAAGGACACAGCGGCCUCAGGCUAUGGGACCCAGAACAUCCGGCUGAGCCGGGAUGCGGUGAAGGACUUCGACUGCUGCUGCCUGUCUUUGCAGCCCUGCCAUGACCCUGUUGUCACCCCAGAUGGCUACCUGUAUGAGCGUGAGGCCAUCCUGGAAUACAUCCUGCACCAGAAGAGGGAGAUUGCCCGGCAGAUGAAGGCCUACGAGAAGCAGCGCGGCGCACGGCGUGAGGAGCAAAAGCAGCUGCAGCGGGCGGCUGCGCAGGACCAGGCGCGUGGCUUCCUGGAGAAGGAGGCGGCCAUCUCCGCGUCCCCUCUCUCCCGCCCCAGCGGCGCCGUGGUCACCCUGGAGUGUGUGGAGAAGCUCGUUCGCAAGGACAUGGUGGACCCGGUGAACGGGGAGAAGCUCACGGAGCGCGACAUCAUCGUGCUGCAGCGGGGUGGCACCGGCUUCGCAGGCUCCGGGGUGAAGCUGCAGGCGGAGAAGUCGCGGCCUGUGAUGCAGGCCUGAGGGGCUGUGAAAGUCAAAUAAAUCUGCUGCGGACUGGAUGCCUGGCACCUUCAUUUGCGGGCUGGGAGCAGACAGCACGGGCCUCCUGUCCUGAAUUAGAAAGAGGCACAGAUCGUUACGUGUCUCACAUUCCGAACAAACUCGAACUGAAUGUACACAAGACUGGUCCGCAUGAGGUGGGUGUGGUG
Molecule: messenger RNA, 916 nt
Organism: Fukomys damarensis (Damara mole-rat)
Lineage: Eukaryota; Metazoa; Chordata; Mammalia; Rodentia; Bathyergidae
Gene: Nosip
Product: nitric oxide synthase interacting protein
Exons: 7
Coding region: 159-728 (189 amino acids)
Cellular component (GO): nucleus
Molecular function (GO): ubiquitin protein ligase activity
Source: RefSeq, a predicted model, not a curated record